Messenger RNA from Panicum virgatum (switchgrass), 1560 nucleotides. RefSeq names its product WRKY transcription factor WRKY28-like. Gene Ontology annotation, molecular function: sequence-specific DNA binding; DNA-binding transcription factor activity. NCBI's taxonomy places the organism in Eukaryota, Viridiplantae, Streptophyta, Magnoliopsida, Poales, Poaceae. Gene Ontology annotation, biological process: regulation of DNA-templated transcription. Bases 173 to 1144 code for a protein of 323 amino acids. The transcript is spliced from 3 exons. The record is from RefSeq and is a predicted model, not a curated record.
CCGCCCCUCGGAGCCAUGGCCCCCUCAUGCACAAGCGCGCCUCCUACUCGUCAACAAGAUCCUCCCCCGGCCGCUUCUCAUCCAGCUUCCAGUAGUCGGUCGCCUCCGCCGCGAGUACGACUAGCAGUGGUUCUGAACGAUUGACGGGGUAGCGACUCUUGCGGCGGCGGCCAUGGACCCGUGGAUCGGCGGGCAGCCUUCCCUGAGCCUGGACCUCAACGUCGGCCUGCCCACGGCGCGCCCGGUGGCACCGGCGGCCAAGGUCCUCGUCGAGGAGAACUUCUUGGCCGUCAAGAAGGAGCGGGAGGUGGAGGCGCUGGAGGCGGAGCUCCGGCGAGUGGGCGAGGAGAACAAGCGGCUCAGCGAGAUGCUGCGGGCGCUGGUGGCCAAGUACACCGAGCUGCAGGGCCAGGUCAACGACAUGGUGGCCGCGGGAAACAACCGCCAGUCCUCCACGUCGGAGGGCGGCUCGGCCGCCUCGCCGCCCAGGAAGCGCAUCCGGAGCGACAGCCUCGACACCGCCGGCGGCGGCCACCACCGCAAGCCGUCGCCGCCGUUCGCCAUCCCGGUCCACGACCAGAUGGAGUGCACGUCGGCCGCCGUGGCCGUCUUCCACGAGCCCGGCAGGCGCAUCCGGGAGGAGUGCAAGCCCAAGGUGUCCCGCCGAUACGUCCACGCCGACCCCGCCGACCUCAGCCUCGUGGUGAAAGAUGGGUACCAAUGGCGGAAGUACGGACAGAAGGUGACCAAGGACAACCCGUGCCCGCGCGCCUACUUCCGGUGCUCCUUCGCGCCGGCGUGCCCGGUGAAGAAGAAGGUGCAGCGCAGCGCGGAGGACAAGACCAUCCUGGUGGCCACGUACGAGGGCGAGCACAACCACGGGCAGCCGCCGCAGCACGACGGCAAGGGCGCGAAGCCGGCCGCGGCGAGCGAGGCGGUCCGGCCGGCGCCACUGCCUCUGCAGCAGCAGAAGCAGCAGCAGCAACAGAGGCACGAGGCCGCGGCGGCGGGACCAUCGGAGGUCGUGAGGAAGAACCUGGCGGAGCACAUGGCGGCCACGCUGACGAGGGACCCCGGAUUCAAGGCGGCGCUCGCCAGCGCGCUCUCCGGCCGGAUCCUCGAGCUCUCGCCGACCAGGGAUUGAUUAUAUAUUAGGACCUGAACCACGAACGAUUGGUCCGUAGAUAGCGAAUUGAUGAUUCAGAUUCAGACGAUUAGCCGCGAUAACUCAAAAAAAGUUUCACGAUCCAAAGUAAAUUCGAGUGGCUGUUGAUUGCAUAGGAAUGCAUCCAUGAGCGGUGCGCCGGUCACCAUUGCGGUGUUGCUAAUUCAAGUUAGUGCUCCAUUCAAGCUAAGCUCUGGGGACGAAGCGUGGAGUAGCUGUCUAAGCAUGUCGCCCGGCGCUCGGAUUUUGAUGCAAAUUUGCUAAUGCAAAGAGCAAUAUUAUACAGUUCGUGAUCAAGUUCUUGAUGAAGAGACCAUGUUCGUGCUUGUACGGCGUGGUAUGUCGAAUACUUGCAUGCUGCUGUGUAAUCGACCAAGGAUUGAAGCCCGUGCAAA